Molecule: messenger RNA, 2006 nt
Organism: Suillus clintonianus
Lineage: Eukaryota; Fungi; Basidiomycota; Agaricomycetes; Boletales; Suillaceae
Product: PP2C-domain-containing protein
Exons: 10
Coding region: 193-1785 (530 amino acids)
Biological process (GO): protein dephosphorylation
Molecular function (GO): cation binding; protein serine/threonine phosphatase activity
Source: RefSeq, a predicted model, not a curated record
AUGACUUGCGUGCUUGCUGUGCUCAUUGACCAGCAUAGACCAUAUCUGUGUCCUCUUGAAAAAUUUACCCUCUCCCUUCAUUUCCAUCCUUUCGAUUCACGAAACUACAGGAGUCUGACCCAUUCUGAUUCGGUUCAUUGGCUAAGCGAUUACUUUCUGCUUUUUUACGUCUUUCUCCAUCAAUAGCGAGGCAUGGGUCAAACACUCUCAGCGCCAGCUACAGAGAAGAAAUCAGAGACGGGAGAAGAUGAUCGAUAUCUAUUUGCAGUUUCUGAGAUGCAAGGAUGGAGAAUUACUAUGGAGGAUGCUCAUGUGACCAUGCUAACCCUUGCAGAGAGCACAACAGAUAAAAACACAUUCUUUGCUGUUUAUGAUGGGCACGGUGGAAGUACCGUUGCGAGGUUUGCGGGGAAGAACGUUCACAAGCGACUAAUUUCAGAAGAGGCAUAUCGUGAAAAACGUUAUGAUGAAGCGCUUAAGAAAGCGUUCCUCGGCACCGAUGAAGAUCUCCUCGCUGAUCCGUCGCAUACCCGCGACCCAUCAGGCUGUACUGCUGUGGCUGCUUUGAUAACGGACGAUAACAAGAUUUAUGUGGCCAAUGCUGGCGAUUCCCGGUCUGUUCUUAGCGUGCAAGGUACAGCCAAACCUUUGAGUUUUGACCAUAAACCAUCAAGCGAGACUGAACGGAAACGAAUUACGGAAGCUGGAGGAUACGUAGAAUAUGGACGUGUUAAUGGAAAUCUUGCGUUGUCUCGGGCUUUGGGAGAUUUCGAGUUCAAGAAAAACUACGCACUCGGUCCUCAAAAACAAAUUAUUACUGCCGAUCCUGAUAUCACCGUUCACGAUGUUACAGACGAGGAUGAGUUCCUGAUCCUGGCCUGUGAUGGUAUCUGGGAUUGUCUAUCUUCACAAGCUGUCGUCGACUUCGUCCGGCUAAAAGUGUCAGAGGGCUUGGAACUCAAGGAGAUCGGAGAGAUGAUGUGCGAGCACUGUCUUGCUCCAGAUACCUCAUCGGGGUCUGGUAUCGGAUGCGAUAACAUGACUGUCCUCAUUGUGGCUCUUCUUCAUGGAAGGACAAAGCAAGAAUGGUACGACUGGGUCAAAGAUCGUGUCAAGAACCGCUUCGGUUACGCAACACCUGACACUAUUCCGCCAAUCUAUUCAUCAGACCGACUGUCAUCAUACAGAGCGCGAAGAGAGGCACAGCAAGAGAGGGACAGGUUGAGGAGGGAGCGAGGCGAGGACAACUCGACAAGCAGUUUGUUUGGUGGAAACAGUCCAUUUGCUCGUGUCUUGGGAAGCACUGGUGGCAUCUCUUUCCACCCGGGUUCGGGGAUCCUGAGCGACACUGGUCGCCUCAUGUUCGCCAAUAAUGACGAUGAGGACGACAGUGGCGAUGAUAUGGACACGUCAUUUAGCGGGCGCUCAUUUUUCAGCGACACAUUCGGGCUUCCCCGAGCACAGCCACCGGACGCUGGAGCUGGUUUGCGGGCACGUCUUGCCUCCUUUGAGGUCGACGAUGACUUUGACGAUGAAGAGACUGGCGGGCACUUUGAUGGUGUUGCACGGAUUGAAGAGGUUCAGGAUGAUGAAGGGACUAGCCCCUUUGAUGAAGUGAAUGACGCCCCGAAAUCCCCCAGUCCAUCACCUAGUCCGCCAAAUCCUAGAAUCAACGGAGACGUCACUCCCGUUCAGCAAUUCAAGGUGCCUCUUCAAAGCGACGGCGAUCCCGCGAUGAACGUUGACGGCUUAAUGGCCUCCAGUGAUGACCCUUUGAAGGCAUAGCUGUAUUUCUCAAUAUGUUGUAACUUUCCUUUCACCUGUCAGUGUUGUGUAUUGGGCUACCUUGUGCUUCCUCUCUAACUAUUUUCUUCCUACCCGUCGCCUUCAAAGCUUGACGAUUCAUGAUUCCCUCCUGUGGCAUCACAAGUAUUAUAUGUACUCUUCGAGCUACAGGCUGUCCACUGUACUUUCCUCCAAUUUUAUUCAAAAGAUGUUGUCCAUCA